AUGAAACAUAUUCCAGAAAAUGCAGCACGAUUGGGCACAACCACCCAGUCGUCAUUAUAUUAUGCCUGGUAUCCCCAGUAUGCUAUUGAUGGUAUACGCACCAGCUGUACCCAUACUCAAGCACAGACCAACCCGUGGUGGAAAUUGGAUCUGCUGAAGACUUACAGUGUGAACCGAGUGCUCAUCACUAACCGAAUAGAAGUUCCAGAGAGGUUAAACGGGGCAAAGAUUUAUGUUGGAAAUAAUGGUGAAAGCAUUUACAGCAACCCCAUAUGUGCUGUCAUUUUCAGUAUUCCAUCAGGUAUGACCUACACAUACUCAUGUCGUGGAAUGGAAGGACGUUAUGUGUAUGUAGGUGUUCCUGGAGAUUUCAAGUUUCUAACUCUAUGUGAGGUAGAAGUCUAUGGGGUUAUGCCAGGAAAUUUGGCAGUAGGAAGAAAUGCUACACAGUCGUCAACAAAUGGCCUCUGGUUUGCAGAACAGGCCAUCGAUAGUAAUCGAGGUCUCUUGAAGUCAUCGUCUGCAUGCUCCUCUACAAAUAAUGAGAAUUACCCAUGGUGGAGGCUGGACCUGCGUCAUGUGUACGAAGUUAGCAGAGUGGUCAUCACUAAUAGAGUAGACUGCUGUCCAGAAGAAAUAAAUGGAGCAGAGGUUCGCAUUGGAAACUCUUUGGAAAACAAUGGCAACAUCAACCCCACAUGUGCUGUGAUUUCUAGCAUUCCAGCUGGUGUGUCCACCACCUUCUUCUGUAACAAUAUGGAAGGUCGCUAUGUGAAUCUGAUCAUUCCUGCUGAUUCAAGGGUUCUCAGUCUGUGCGAGGUGGAGGUCUACGGUACAGGUCCUCUUUUAAAGGAAUCAUUUAUUAAGAUGCGUUUUAAGCACAGUGCAAGUCUGACUGAACCUGCAAUUCAAGUCAACAUACUUAAACAGCUUGAAGCUGCCAUGGCUAAAAUAGGGAUAUAUGAUGUGGUGUUACGUUGGUCUAUGUUACCUAAAUCGGAUGUCCAGAAUCAAGCUAAACAAGGUCAUUGUGUUCGAUACAACUAG
Molecule: messenger RNA, 1047 nt
Organism: Xyrauchen texanus (razorback sucker)
Lineage: Eukaryota; Metazoa; Chordata; Actinopteri; Cypriniformes; Catostomidae
Exons: 7
Coding region: 1-1047 (348 amino acids)
Source: RefSeq, a predicted model, not a curated record